ACACAUAUGUCAGUUCCAGAAACAUCAGUAUUACAAACAGUUGCCAACUUGGAUAGUCUCAUAGCUGUGAUAGAAUGCCAGCAGCCAGAAGCCGACUUAUACAGAUUUAUGGGACGAAUGAUAAUAACUCAACAAAUGGAAGAAAUUGUAAGACCUCUGGGACCAGAGAGUCUCUUGCUUCGUGGAGCCAGAUUAAAAAAUACAAAAGAAAUUUUUGGUGUGGCUGUAUACACUGGAAUGGAAACUAAGAUGGCAUUAAAUUACAAGAGCAAGUCACAGAAACGAUCUGCAGUAGAAAAAUCAAUGAACACAUUUUUAAUAAUUUAUCUAAUAAUCCUUAUUUCUGAGGCCAUCAUUAGUACUAUCUUGAAAUAUACCUGGCAAGCUGAAGAAAAAUGGGAUGAACCUUGGUAUAACCAAAAAACAGAACAUCAAAGAAAUAGUAGUAAGAUCCUGAGAUUUAUUUCUGAUUUCCUUGCUUUUUUGGUACUCUACAAUUUCAUCAUUCCAAUUUCUCUGUAUGUGACAGUUGAAAUGCAGAAAUUUCUUGGAUCAUUUUUUAUUGGCUGGGAUCUUGAUCUGUAUCAUGAAGAGUCAGAUCAAAAAGCUCAAGUCAAUACUUCUGACCUGAAUGAAGAGCUUGGACAGGUGGAAUAUGUGUUUACAGAUAAAACUGGAACACUGACAGAAAAUGAGAUGCAAUUUCGAGAAUGUUCAAUUAAUGGCAUGAAAUACCAAGAAAUCAAUGGUAGACUUGUACCUGAAGGACCAACCCCAGACUCCACAGAAGGAAGCUUACCUUACCUUGGUAGUUUAUCCCAUCUCAACAACUCAGCACAUGUCACAGCCAGUUCUUCUUUUAGAACCAGUCCUGAAAGAGAUACUGAAACAAUCAAAGAACAUGACCUCUUCUUUAAAGCAGUCAGUCUUUGCCAUACUGUACAGAUCAGCAAUGUUCAAACUGAUGGCAUUGGUGAUGGUCCCUGGCAGUCCAACCUAGCACCUACACAGCUGGAGUACUAUGCAUCUUCACCAGAUGAAAAGGCUCUUGUGGAAGCUGCAGCAAGAGCUGGUAUUAUAUUUGUAGGCAUUUCUGAAGAAACUAUGGAAGUUAAAGUACUUGGAAGACUGGAAAGGUACAAAUUGCUUCAUAUUCUGGAAUUUGAUUCAGAUCGUAGAAGAAUGAGUGUAAUUGUUCAGGCACCUUCAGGUGAGAAGCUCUUAUUUGCUAAAGGAGCAGAAUCUUCAAUUCUUCCUAAAUGUAUAGGUGGAGAAAUAGCAAAAACCAGAAUUCAUGUAGAUGAAUUUGCUUUGAAAGGACUGCGGACACUAUGUAUAGCUUAUAGACAGUUUACAACUAAAGAAUAUGAUGAUAUAGAUAAGCGCCUAUUUGAAGCCAGGACUGCCUUGCAGCGACGGGAAGAGAAAUUGGCUGAUGUCUUCCAGUACAUUGAGAAAGACCUGAUAUUACUAGGAGCUACAGCAGUGGAAGACAGACUACAAGAUAAAGUUCGAGAAACUAUUGAAGCAUUGAGAAUGGCUGGUAUCAAAGUAUGGGUACUUACAGGAGACAAACAUGAAACAGCUGUUAGUGUGAGUUUAUCAUGUGGACAUUUUCAUAGAACUAUGAAUAUCCUCGAACUUACCAACCAGAAAUCAGACAGUGGAUGUGCAGAACAAUUGAGGCAACUUGCCAGGAGAAUUACAGAAGACCAUGUGAUUCAGCAUGGGCUGGUAGUAGAUGGGACCAGCUUAUCUCUUGCACUCAGGGAGCAUGAAAAGCUAUUUAUGGAAGUCUGCAGAAACUGUUCAGCUGUAUUAUGUUGUCGUAUGGCACCUUUACAGAAGGCAAAAGUAAUAAGACUGAUAAAAAUCUCACCUGAGAAACCGAUCACAUUGGCUGUUGGUGACGGUGCUAAUGAUGUAAGCAUGAUACAAGAAGCACAUGUUGGCAUAG
This is a messenger RNA of Cricetulus griseus (Chinese hamster), 1957 nucleotides long. NCBI's taxonomy places the organism in Eukaryota, Metazoa, Chordata, Mammalia, Rodentia, Cricetidae. The record is from RefSeq and is a predicted model, not a curated record.